Molecule: messenger RNA, 1847 nt
Organism: Zeugodacus cucurbitae (melon fly)
Lineage: Eukaryota; Metazoa; Arthropoda; Insecta; Diptera; Tephritidae
Product: transmembrane protein 115
Exons: 3
Coding region: 143-1495 (450 amino acids)
Biological process (GO): retrograde vesicle-mediated transport, Golgi to endoplasmic reticulum
Cellular component (GO): membrane; Golgi apparatus
Source: RefSeq, a predicted model, not a curated record
AACCUCAUAAAAGUUUUGCUUUUGUUAAGGAAUCACAUACAAUUUUAUUUAGGAAGCAACAAUUUUAUUAGAAUUUCAUUAUCAAUGUUUUGAAAAAGUUCAAUUUGUGUACAGAAAAGUGGAAACUAUACUGUAAACAAUAAUGUCGGCAUACCAUCGAAAUGUACAAUAUCUGCAACAACAGUUUUCGGCUUUGCUACACAACACAUCGCCUGUUAUUACGCUUAUCUGUGUGGUCACUGGCUUUGGAUAUCUACUUUCAUACUCUGAGACCGCUGUGCUGUUGUUGAGUGUCACACCAGGCAAAAUACUACCAACUGAUGAAUUCUGGAUAUGGACAGCGUUUACAUUUUGUUUUAUUGAGUUGCACUGGUGGGAAGUGCUCGUCGAUGUCGUCACUGUGGGCCUAUGUGGCAAAAUGCUGGAACCCUUAUGGGGACAAUUGGAAAUGUUUAAAUUUUUUGCGCUAACCAAUUUCGGUGUAUCCAUACUGACAACAAUAUAUUAUCUGCUAUAUUUCGUGGUAACCGAUAAUGAAAGUAUACUCUUCGACGAACAUAUACAUGGACUGGCUGGUUACGUAGCAGGAAUCUGUGUGGCAGUACGACAAAUAAUGCCCGAUCAUUUGAUUUUCAAAACACGUUGGGGCAAAUUAACUAAUCGAAAUGUGCCCCUAACUGUACUAAUGACGUCAAUACUUAUGUGGGCGCUUAAAUUAUUAGAUGGCACGUAUCCAACAAUGUUCGGUUCUGGACUUAUUGUGGCAUGGAUUUACUUACGCUUCUACCAAUGGCAUCCAAAUGGACGUGGUGAUAGUUCAGAGAGUUUUACAUUUGCCAGUUUCUUUCCAAACGUCAUGCAACCAGUAAUUAGUAUUUUAGUAAAUCCCAUCUAUAUAUGUUGUUUGAAAUUGGGCGUUGUCAAAACACCAGCGCCGCCGCGUGCAUCUUCACUAGCUGGCAGUUUGUCUUCAGUGUCCAUACAAAUGCCCGGUGUGGAUGCACAUGAUAUAGAACGACGAAGACAAAUUGCGCUAAAAGCAUUGAGUGAACGCUUAAAGUCUACAGAUGCAGCGCGGCAUACGCAAUUGCCCAAAUCCUUCCCAACAGUAAGCAGUGGUGGUGCGCAUAUGUCGGGACAUCAUCAUCAACACCAACACAAACACCAACAUCAUCACAGCCAACAGCAUGGACAUCAUAGUCAUGGCCAUGGGCAUAGUCAUAAUCACCCACACGGUGGUCAUGGACAUGCACAACAUGCGCCAGAACAUGUCAGUCCAGAGGCAUUACUAAAUCCCUCUUUUAUGGGAAAAUCACAGUAUGCUAGCGCCAACAUUACAUCACCAAUAACAAUGGCGCGUGCCGAACCACGUAUGAUCAGUACAAUGAGUACGAUAGCGAUACCAAUGCCGGCGCCACCGCCUAGAAAUGAUGUAAAUACUGGUACAACAGGGAGUGAUGCGCUAAUCGAUCUGAGCGGUACGGCUGAGCAGUAGGUAAUAUUAUUAAGUAAGCGUUACAAAAAGUAAUUUGGUAUUUUGUUUUAAACGGAUAAUAAUAUAUGUAUGUAUAUGUAUACACUCGCAUGAAAAAAAGACGCACCACAAACUGAAUGCACACUUAAAAAAAAAGCGUAGUUCCAUUCUUAGAAGUGGUAAAAUGUGAAUAAAAUGGGAGCGGUACUACUUGCAAAAAAACGAAAAAUAAAGCGAUAUUGUUUUGUAGAGUACAUUACAAUAAGUUAUAUUAAAAAAGAAUGUAAUCAAACAGAUGUAUUUACAAUUACACGUUCGAAAUAUGAACUUGUCAACGAUAAUUAAAUGAUAUAUAUUAAUAUAUACAUACAAC